Paramuricea clavata is the source of this 191-nucleotide messenger RNA. NCBI's taxonomy places the organism in Eukaryota, Metazoa, Cnidaria, Anthozoa, Malacalcyonacea, Plexauridae. The record is from the annotation of a GenBank genome assembly.
AUGGGACGUCUUCGCCGUAAAAGAAUGCAUAAAAACAUCAAAGACCAAAAGAAAAAGUAUCGAACAAGACGACGAACGAAGGACAUCGAUCAGAUUCACACAGAUUUAGAAGCAGGAAACUCGGUGAAAUUAUCGUCACAGAAUGACCCAGACCUGCCAGGCAGUGGACAGCAUUACUGUCUGCAGUGUGC